Molecule: messenger RNA, 540 nt
Organism: Saccharomyces cerevisiae S288C
Lineage: Eukaryota; Fungi; Ascomycota; Saccharomycetes; Saccharomycetales; Saccharomycetaceae
Gene: LDB18
Product: Ldb18p
Exons: 1
Coding region: 1-540 (179 amino acids)
Source: RefSeq, marked reviewed
AUGCCUGGUCUUAAGCUUGUUGAAGCUUUAGAAUACAGGUGUGACCGAUUGGAGCGGCUUAUAGGCGCCGGAUACAGCGCGAAUUCCGAUGUUUCAGUGCAAUUAGAUGAACUAUACAAUCAGUUACAUCGUCUAUAUUUCCAGGGUCUAAAGUAUUCUCAAGAUCUCCUGCAACUCUUUAAUACUUUCAUGGCUGAAGACAUCGAGAACGUGGGAGCUCCUGAUGAUAUUUGUAUUUUUGCUAGUUGCUUUGACGAUAUUUAUACAUUAUAUAGUGCAUUUGACGAACUAAACAGCCAAUAUAUGGAGUUUUGCCAAAUCAGUAAAAGUUCAUUGGAUCAGAUUUCCUUCAAAGACGCAAAUAUUGAAACGAAACAGUUGAAGAAGUUACCCGAGUUGGUGGAUAACUGCAACAUAAUGAUUUUGAGGUCAAUUGCAAUUCUAAACCGUUUCAUCGACUGGAAUAUUGAAGUUAACGGAUUCUUCCAGUUCCAGAAAAAGAGGCUGUUGAAUUUACAAAAGGUAAUUUAUAGUACGUGA